Messenger RNA from Rhopalosiphum maidis (corn leaf aphid), 2541 nucleotides. RefSeq names its product RNA-binding protein 25-like. The record is from RefSeq and is a predicted model, not a curated record. The transcript is spliced from 2 exons. Gene Ontology annotation, cellular component: spliceosomal complex. NCBI's taxonomy places the organism in Eukaryota, Metazoa, Arthropoda, Insecta, Hemiptera, Aphididae. Gene Ontology annotation, biological process: regulation of alternative mRNA splicing, via spliceosome; mRNA processing. Gene Ontology annotation, molecular function: mRNA binding. The coding region runs from base 217 to 2439 and encodes 740 amino acids.
CAUAAAAUUGCUUUCUUCUAAAAAGUGUGUUUUAUUUGCAUAAGGGUAAUUUAUAUACUUGUAUAGUGUUUAAUGACUACUGUAAGACAUUCGAAUUAGUUCAGCUUGUCUUAUUCUUGCACGUUUUAACUUUAAAUUUAUGUAAAAACAAUUCACUGUGUUAUAUUACGUGGUGAUUAGACGUAUGGAAGUACUGCAUUAAUUAUUUCACAUAUUAUGGAUGAUCCAAAUUUAAAUACUUCAGCAUCUUCUGCCGGAUUUUUACCAACCACUUCGCCAAAUUAUUUAGUUAUGCCGUUCACUCCUACUGUGCCUAGUGUCCCAAUGCCUCAAUCUAUGGUUUGGUCUCCAAUGCAACAAGCUCCAUUAGUUGUACCUGUAACACCUCAUGUGGUCUCUGCCCCUCCACGUUUCAAUCCACGCGCUACUCGUAAAAAUUUCCGUCAGCCAACGCCUUCAGAACCACCCAUUACUGUAUUUGUUGGAAACAUUUCUGAAAAAGCUCCUGACACUAUGAUUAGACACAUUUUAGCAACUUGUGGAAAUAUCGCUUCUUGGAAAAGAGUGCAAGGAUUUGGUUUUUGUGAAUAUUAUGGAGCUGAAGCUGCCCUGCGUGCCAUCAAAGUUUUACAUGAUAUGGAAGUAGGCGGUAAAAAACUUGUAGUGAAAGUAGAUGCUAAGGCGCAAGAAACAUUAGAUCAGUUUAAGGCAGAAAAAAAAGGUGCUGAUGAUUCUGAAGAAAAUCAACAAUUUGAAGUAUAUUGUAGACAAAGAAUUAAUAGUAUAAUUACAGAGCACAAUGAUGAAAUGACUAAAGAAGGUAAGCAAAAUGAAGAAGAAGACAAACCAAGCAUAGUUGAUGGUGUUGGAUUUGAUAUGGUACCAAAUGAAGAUGAAAAGAAAAAUUUAAUUUUUCGAGAAAUAGGCAAGUUUCGAGAAGUCAUGAAAAAACGAGAAGAAGAAAAGGAAGUUGAAAGAAAAAAGAAACAAGAAAAAGAAAAACUAAAUGGAAGACAUGCUACUCCAGAAAGUCCAGAUUCUGAAGAAAAUAGAAGGAUACGUCGCAGAGAAGAACGAGAUAAAAGAGAUAAAGAAAAAGAAGAAAGAGACAAAAGAGAAAGGGAAAGAGAUGAAAGAGAUAAACGUGACAGGGAAAAGAAAGAAAGAAGAGACAAAGAAAGGGAACGAGAAAAAAAAGAUAGAGAAAAAAGCAUUGACAAAGAAAAUCGUAAAGAAAAAGAACCAGAAAAAAGCAGAGGCCACUACGAUAAAAAUAGAUUACGAGAAAAAGAAAUGGAAGAAGAAGAGCUAGAGUUAAAAAAAGAAGAUGAUAGACGAAGAGAAAGAGAAAUAGCAUAUCAAGAGAAACGUAAACAAUGGGAAAUCAGAGAAAAUCAAAAAAAAAAGGAGCUAUCUAAAGAACGUGCUAAAAAACAAAUGAUAGAAGAAGAAAGAGAAAGAAAUGCCAAAAAACUAAAAGAGUUUUUAGAAGAUUAUGAUGAUGAAAAAGACGAUCAGAAGUAUUAUAAAGGCAGAGAUUUGCAAAAACGAAUUGAACUGCGUGAAAAAGAAAUAGAAGAAGAUGGAAGAGAUCGACAAAAAGAAAAAGAUGAACUGGAAGCCAUUCGGGAUAAGAUAUAUAACGGUGAUCAUAAAGAUCCAGAAUAUGAAUUUGCCAAGAUAUUAAAAGCCAGAGAGGAAAUGUAUAAGCCAAAAUUAUUAAUAGAUGUUGCAGAAAAACAAAAGGAUAAAUUAAAACGCUAUGAGAUGGAAAUUGAAAAAGAAAUUGAAAAUCAAAAAAACAUAGAAGUUGAACAAGAACGCCAGAGACAUAUCAUGGAUAAGGCACUAACACCCAGUCCGCAGCAACCAGCUACACCACCCAGUGUUGAGUCUCAAACACCUCCACCUGAAUUCGCACCUAUGACCCAACCUACCACUAUGAUGAUUAAGAAAAGAAUGGAUGUUAAAGAUGUAUUUAACAACGAUGAUGAAGAAUUGCCUAGGCCAAAAAAAAGAAAAUUGGUUCCUCUUGAUUAUACUGAUAAAAAAGAAGAAGAAAGUAAAGCUGUCGAAGAAAAGAAAAAAAGUAUUCGUCAGUUAAUUGAGCGCAUUCCCACUGAUAAGGAUGACUUGUUCUCGUUUCAUCUCGAUUGGACUGUAGUUGACAACCAACUGAUGGAAAAACGUAUUAGGCCGUGGAUAAAUAAAAAAAUUAUUGAAUAUAUUGGUGAGCCAGAGCCAACACUGGUAGAUUUUAUAUGUUCAAAAGUGUUAGCUGGUAGUAGUCCUCAAGCUAUACUCGAUGAUGUUCAGAUGGUACUUGACGAAGAGGCUGAAGUGUUUGUUGUAAAAAUGUGGAGACUUCUAGUAUACGAAGUUGAAGCUAAAAAAUUAGGAUUAGUUAAACUAGAAGAAAAUGGUCAUAAAGACCCGUAGUGUGUAUAAUAAGUUAUGUAUUAAUUUCUGUAAAUAUAAUAUAAUUCAUUAAUAUUGUGAAAAUUGAAAAUCUAUUUACAUUUUUUUCCAAUAUAUUACACA